Messenger RNA from Pieris macdunnoughi, 453 nucleotides. The record is from the annotation of a GenBank genome assembly. NCBI's taxonomy places the organism in Eukaryota, Metazoa, Arthropoda, Insecta, Lepidoptera, Pieridae.
AUGUCUAGUUGUGAAGUGGAUUUAUUUCGUGAUACAUGGGUUCGAUACUUAGGGUAUGCCAAUGAAGUGGGUGAAUCGUUUCGGUCACUUGUACCCGUCAAAGUUGUAAGGGCUAGCUAUGCUGUUGCAUUUGCCUACGCCUUUGCUGACACUGGGGAUAAAGGAUGGAAGAUGUAUCAGAAUGAUGGUAGACCAAAGAAGGUGUUAAUUGAAACAGGUGAUGCUCUGAUUUGGCAGACUUUGGCUUCAGUAGUUAUUCCAGGCUUUACAAUUAACAGGAUUUGUGCAUACACCAACACUUAUUUACAAAAGAAUGUUAAGCGUCUACCACCAACACCAAGAAGUUUGGUCACAGUAGCCGUUGGUCUGGCCUCAAUACCGUUUAUUGUACGUCCAAUUGACAAUGGAGUGACACUACUCAUGAAUCUCACUUACAGACGAUGGGUCCAUUGA